Molecule: messenger RNA, 686 nt
Organism: Panicum virgatum (switchgrass)
Lineage: Eukaryota; Viridiplantae; Streptophyta; Magnoliopsida; Poales; Poaceae
Exons: 2
Coding region: 31-336 (101 amino acids)
Source: RefSeq, a predicted model, not a curated record
GAAGCAGCAGAAAAGGCAAGGAAAGAAGCAAUGGAAGCUGAGCUCAAGGCUGCAUCAGCAAGGGAAGCAGCAGAAGCAGCAGCAAGGCAAGAAAGAGAAGCUGCAAGACUUGCAGCUUCAACAUCACAAGGUGCUGAGGAGGAACAUGUGAUGGCCUUAGAAGUUGUACUCCCAGAAGCCACUAAUCAGACAACAACAACUAGGAGGUCCCUAUUUCCUGGAGAUGCUCUGGAGGUUGAAGUGCAAGCACCUAGGAAGAUGACUCCAAAGAAGAAAAAGUUGGCAACUAAGGUGAAGAAGACACCUGAGAAGAAAGGAGCCACAAAGAAGAAAUGACCAGCCUCACUCUUCUUCUUUUGCCAAAACAAUCUUUUGAACGGCCAAAACUGUCUCUUGCAUGGCCUUAUUAUUAUGUAAUGUUAGGCACAAACCCACUUUGUUGGAGAUGCUAGAUGAUGGUCUGUAAUGCCACAAAACAAUAUGUAUGCCAACAAUUGCUAUCUAAUGUUAGGGAUGUUAUGGACUCAAGUUGCCAGAAUAUGUUUCAUUGCAAAUGGUUCAUACAUCAGGUUCAUUGCAAGAGAUUCAUACAUCUGGUGCAUUGCAAAAGAUUCAUACAUCAGAUAAUGGUUCAUACAUCAGGCUCCAACAAACACAAUGCUCAACUCAAGCCAUUACAACUGAUC